CCCCACAACCUCCCCUCACAACACCAAUAUUUUGUUUGUUGAUGUGGGUUCCCUUCUUUCUCUGGCCUCAUACAUUUCAACCGUCUUUCUCAUGCGCCGAGAUUACGUUUGUCUUCGCUCACUCACCCGCGGCCUCGUUUUCUUUCAUCCAGGCGUCGUUUCAUAGCAAAGCAUCAUCGGCUAUAUAAAACGGAUCACGGUCGUCAGUCGUCAACAUGGCUCCCAAACCCCCUCCCACGCAUCCUCCCACGCAUGCUCAGGCGCAACCCUCCAGCUCAACAUCUCCGCUUGACACAGCCUCUGUUCCUUACGCUCCCUCUACUCUUCAGGAGUUUUCAUCUUCCGAUCAACCUUACAAUUCGAUCGUGUCGUUUCAACACAUUGCAGUUCAACAACCUUACCGGAAGUACUCCACAGAAGAGCUCAGACUGGCAGACUAUCAGGCAGGCAGAAGAUUCACUGUAUCCCUAGGUGGUGCGGGAGUUGCCAGUCCAUCUUCUCUUGGAUCAAGCACAUUCGGAACAACAGACGGCACGGUUGCUGUCUCCAAAUCGAAGGAGACUACUGGCAGCGACUCCGGAAGUAACAGUUCUGGUGGUGUUAGUUUAUUUGGGACCAACAACACUCCUGUCAGUCUCUUUGGCAAUAACAGUGUUGUCAAGACUGGCGUAACUGGGAGCGUCAAGACCAACAACACUACUAGCAGCAUCGUUGGAAGCAACAGCACUGGUGGUGGUAGUUUAUUUGGGACCAACAAAAAUCCUGUCAGUCUCUUCGGAAACAACAGUGUCGUCAACACUGGGGCAACUAGCACCGUCAAGGCCAACAACACUACUCCCAGCAUCUUUGGAAGCAACGGUUCUCUGCCCUUGUCUACCGGCUCGUUUUCCUCGACACCUCCGAAGCCGUCCACGCCUACCCCUUCUUCGACUAUUUCUGUUCCUACCCCAUUUCAAUUUUCGUUUGGCACUGUCAGUUCGCCCAAGAUGGUGACAACCCAGCAGAUAGCUUCUCCCACGUUGUCGGGCCCCAGUACUGCCUCGACUAAGCAACAGCCGACUUCUCAAUCUGCCUCAGUCGUGCUUCCUAGUACCAACACGCCUAACAAGGACCGCCGUUCGACAUCCGCGACCAGAUCAGAAUCCAAGAGCGUCAGCACAGAUCAGGAAAACAGUAAUAAUGAAGAAAGCGAUGCCACUAGCGAUUACGAAUCGACAAGUGUGCACGAAGACCAUAUCCCAAAGGCUCACUUGCGUCUCCUUGAACACCGCUUAGACCUGGAUGAGCUCAAUGAGAUUUCGACCACCCCGCUCUUCACAGAGCCAGUCCGCAAGUACGCCAAUGCGAUCGCCAAAACCGCCCGUGGUCAGAAACCGUUUACCCAGUAUGGUCUGCUUGGUGGAGAUAUUGGCUCCCUUGAAUCAGAGGAGCCAGCCAACCCGGAUCCGCGCGUGUUCUGGAAUAUCGCAGCGCCUUCCAGCUUCUUCAUUUGUGGCAGCCAAGGCUCCGGCAAGAGCCACACGCUCUCUUGCCUGCUAGAGAACGCGAUGGCGCCAUGCGAGGCAAACGUCCUUCCGCAUCCGCUGACUGGAAUUGUGUUCCAUUAUGACACUUUCAUAUCUGACACCGGUGGAUCCCCUUGCGAAGUGGCCUGGCUGUCCUCUAAUCCAAAGAUUCAAGUGCGCGUACUAUGCCCACCAACAAACAUCCGGACGAUGCGCAAGCUAUACAGCAGAUUCGCCAACGUCAUGAUCGAGGAGCUUCGCCUCAACCAGUCGGAUCUGGACACCAAGCGUAUGCUCGACCUGAUGGCAGUCAGCUCUGGUGCCUCUAUGCCGUUGUACCUCCAUGUGGUCAACCGUGUCCUGCGUGAUUUGCGCAUUGAGCAGCAAGAAAAGGGCGGCUCCUUCGACUAUGCCGCUUUCAAGCGCAACAUGUUUGCUCAAGAGCUCACAGACCAACAGCUCGCUCCGCUAAAACAGCGGCUUGACACUUUGGAAAGCUUCAUGGUUGAGCAACAUGCCAAGGCGUACGAAAAAGGCCGUGAAGCAAAAUCCAAGAAAUCGACCAGAGCAAGUAGAGGCAACGACUGGACCCCUCGUCCUGGUAUGCUUACUAUUGUCGAUCUUUCCUGUCCCUGCGUGACCGCAGAGAUGGCCUGUUCAUUGUUCAACAUCUGCUUGUCUCUGUUUCUUGAACAGGACUGCAACAGCAUCGGGCGUGUUAUUGCGCUUGAUGAGGCUCACAAAUACAUGAGCUCGGACACUGGUUCCGCUGAGUGUCGCACCUUAACAGACCGCCUCCUUGAGACCAUCCGCCUUCAACGCCAUCUGGGCACUCGUGUCAUCAUCUCGACCCAGGAGCCCACAAUCUCACCCAAGCUCCUCGACCUAUGCAGCGUCACAAUUGUGCAUCGGUUUACCAGUCCCGACUGGUUGAGGGCUCUGUCCAAGCACUUGGCGGGUGUGAGCAAGGGCGGGAGGAUGUUGGAAAAGGCCUUGGCGAUGAACCAGAAUAGGGCUGAUGAUGAGGGUAUCGAUAAUGUUGGUGUCAACACAUUGGCCUUGGGCUAUGACGAUCCUGCCAUGGAGCUUUUCUCCAAGAUUGUGGCUCUGAGAGUCGGCGAGGCGCUGGUGUUUGCACCGAGCGCAAUCAUGGGAGUGCAGAAGGCCACUCCCCGACCUCCCUCUACAUCGACACCUGCAACCAAGCCUGAUGGUGGUAUUGAAGGUUUACAAUCCCAGCUGGAGCUAUUUGAUUUGGGUCCGCAAUCGGCUAGCGACAAGCAACACCAGGAGACCGUAACCUCUGCCACCGCUACCUCGAGUGGAACCGAGAAACCCCCCUCUCCCACUUCGGCGACGUCACAUGCGACGGUUAAGAGGCUGGCCCACGGCGUGCUCAAAGUGCGUAUCCGCAACAGAACUACCGCCGAUGGAGGCCGGAGUAUUAUGGCUGCCUAGUCUUUGGGCGAUUAUUAGAUGUCGAUGUCUGUCUGCGUUGGGCAUUGCCAGUGUUUGUUUUUCUUUCUUUGGGCCGGUCAGUUCGUUUUCUCGUUUCUUUUUCUUCCCUUUUUUUUUUCUUCCUUCCCCCUUGUUUUGCUCAUUUCUGAGCUGCUCUUAGAGCAGUUGCUGGUCCCAAUGAUGUUGACUGCACCGUGGUGUUAGUACGACCUCUCCUUGGGAAUGGCAUAGCUCUCUGGGGAUUGAUUGUUCUUCUUCAUAGG
Neurospora tetraspora is the source of this 3226-nucleotide messenger RNA. RefSeq lists its product as uncharacterized. The record is from RefSeq and is a predicted model, not a curated record. The coding region runs from base 216 to 2963 and encodes 915 amino acids. The transcript has a single exon. NCBI's taxonomy places the organism in Eukaryota, Fungi, Ascomycota, Sordariomycetes, Sordariales, Sordariaceae.